This is a messenger RNA of Zea mays, 2692 nucleotides long. RefSeq lists its product as uncharacterized. Gene Ontology annotation, molecular function: protein dimerization activity. The coding region runs from base 540 to 2648 and encodes 702 amino acids. NCBI's taxonomy places the organism in Eukaryota, Viridiplantae, Streptophyta, Magnoliopsida, Poales, Poaceae. The transcript is spliced from 3 exons. The record is from RefSeq and is a predicted model, not a curated record.
UGGGACGACGCUCUGGGACGUUGCGGGCGUUGCCGGCCGCCGCGCUUGGCCGCCGCGCUUGGCCGCCGCGCUGGGGCGAUGCGGGCGUUGUCCGGCCGCCGCGCUGGGACGCUGCCGUCGCCGCCGCGCAGUGGGGAAGACCGGAUCACCGGAAGAGGCGGAGGAAUCGCGCAGUGGGUAGAAGAGGCAGAGGAAUCGCGCAGAGGAAUCGCGUGGUGGGGAAGAGGAAGAGGAAUCGCGCAGUGGGGAAGACUGGAAGAGGAAGAGCGCAGUGGGGAAGAGAAAUCGCGCAGUGGAGGAGGUCGCGCCGUCGCGGUGCAGUGGAGGAGUCGCGCACUCGCGCUCGCAGUGGAGGAGUCGCGCAUUCGCGCUCGCAGUGGAGGAGAUCCGUCGGUCCGUCCAAGGUCGCAGGAAGCUGAGGGGUUAGGCAUGGAGCGCGUAAGAAGAGGAAGGGAUUAUCCAUGUCUGGAGCGCGUUAAGUGAUUAGGCAGGGAGCCGACCGCGUACUGCCUGCUAUUUAAAUAGAACUCCAUCCACUGAUGCACAGCAGUACAGCACCACAACCCAACUCAAACCUCAACGUAGACAUGGUUUUCGGUUCUUCAAGCAAAAGAAAGCGUGCGGAUGAAAAAGAAGAUGAUGAUGUGCAAGUCGUCCAUGAGGUGCCUGUAGAUAUCCAAGAUGGUGGUGCAGACGCAGACAGUGGUGACGAAGAUGGAGCUGCGGCUACUGGUACGAAACAUCCACUUCUAGAUGAAAUUAAUAUUAUUGGUGUUCCGAGUGGAAAAAAUGUUGGUGGAACAAAGGAGUGGCAGUGUAAACAUUGCAAGAAAUCGUACAAAGGAAGUUUAACUAGAGUUCGUGUUCAUUUGCUUGGUCCAUUACCUGGUAAAAAAGCACAAAUUGCACGUUGUAUGUCAUUGCAAAACGAUCCCAACAAGAGCAAAGCUUUGCGGGAAAAGGUGAAAGAAGCUGAUAGUAAAGGAUUUCAUAUGAGAUCAACAUCAGGGACGACCACUCCGAAUCCGUUGACAAAAUCGUUUGGAGUAGCCCAAAGGGAGUCUGUCGAUAUGGAAAUUACCAAAUUUUUAUGUGCCAACGGUAUUCCAUUCAAUGUGUUGAGGAGCCCUCAAUUUUCACAAAUGAUAAUGGCAAUAAAAAAUGGUCCAAAAGAUUAUAAAGGUCCGUCGAGUGAAAAGGCAAGGACAACUCUCCUAGAUGCAUGCAAGAGAAGUGUGGAGACCGACUUAGCACCACUUAAAAGUACAUGGUUGACACAAGGUGUUUCGGUUGUGUCCGAUGGAUGGACAGAUAUAAAAAACAAGCCCCUAAUCAAUGUGAUUGCGUCGAACAGUCGAGGUUCAUGUUUCUUAUAUGCAGAAGAUUUCUCUGGAGUUGAAAAAACCGGUGAAGCUAUUGCACAAUAUCUCUUGAAGGCUAUUGAUGAAAUUGGACCAGGAAAUGUCCUUCAAGUGGUAACGGACAAUGCUGCUAAUUGCAAAGCAGCUGGAAAAGAAAUUGAAAAAGUGCAUAAGCACAUUUUUUGGGCCCCAUGCGUUGUUCACACGCUAAACCUUAUAUUCAAGGAUUUUGCUGUGAAAUUUCCAUGGAUGCUUGACACAUAUAAGACUGGAAAAGCAAUUGUCAAGUUUUUUCAGAAUCAUUGCCAUUGUUUGGCAAUGUUUAGAACCAACUCUCGUUUGGACCUACUUAAGGUGAAAAAAACUCGAUUUGCUUCACAUUACAUAUUGCUUCAAAGACUCAUAACAUGUAGAGAAGCACUUGCCACCACAGUAGUCACAAGGCAGUGGAAAGAUUGGGUAAAUACUUGCACUAAUGAUGUGAAGCACCAAGCAAGGGUCAUUGUCCUAACAAUAAAUGAUGACAGCUUUUGGAUGGAGGCUGAAAAUAUAAUUGCUAUCACAGAGCCAAUAUACUCCGUAUUAAGGUUUAGUGAUGGAGAAGGUCCAAAGAUGGGAGAAAUCUACGAGAGAAUGGAUUGCAUGGUUGGUGAAAUAAAAGAUAUAAUGACAAAAGAUGAUAACCCGCAUAAAGAUGAUUUUGUUGAGGUUGAAAGUAUCGUUAUGCGCCGUUGGGAGAAGAUGAAUCUUCCCCUUCAUUGCUUAGCAUAUGCCUUAUGCCCAAAAUUUUAUCAUCAACAAUACCUCAACACCCCAGCUCCUGGUGGCACCAUAAGGCAAGCUCCUAAUACAGAUAAGGAGGUUAUGACUAAUGUGCUUGAAGCUUUUAGUAAAAUUGCAGAUUCUCCAAGGGAACAACAAGUUUUGAGGGAGCAAUUUAAUGCUUUUAUUAUGAAGAAGGGAAUGUUUGCGCUGCCACCCGUUCAAUUGGAUGCAUUUACCAUGGAGCCGAUUGAAUGGUGGGUAAGUUAUGGUUCUGAGACUCCAGAUUUAGCUGAGGUUGCAAAAAAAGUUUUAUCUCAACCCAUCAGCAGUUCAUCGGCCGAGAGAAUUUGGAGCACAUUCAGCCAUAUCCAUAACACCAAGCGCAAUAGGAUGAACACUACCACUGCAGAUAAAUUAGUCUUCAUUCACUCCAAUUUGCGACUUUUGUCAAGAUCAACAGAUGGCUACAAACAUGGCGCACAUGCUAAAUGGGACAUUGAUCCAGAAGACUCUUCUAUCUAAGCUUUGCAAGAAAGUGAUUAUCGUUACCGUUAUAUAUAUAUAUA